UUCAUCACCUAAUCUAUGUAUAUAGUGGAGAAUUAGCAGUUUUUCAACGAUAGGAAGCACUUCAUGACUUCUCUUAGGCUUUGAAGAACUGCCAUCAUCACUACUUUUGGAAUUUUGGUGCCAUUAUUGAGUAUAAUUAACCCGUAAAUGGUCCAAAUGUAUACAUACGUUCUCUCCCGUAGUGCCCCAACUUUUUUGAGGGAAAAAAAAUUGUUUUUUAAUAGGAAAAAAGAGCAUAUGGUACCCAGGCAUCCCCAAUUAUUUUAAUAUGGUGCACAGUGAGUGCACACACCCAUUCUCUCAUGUCUAGGCGACUCAGGUUUAUCGUGGCAAUGUUGAAUGUAUGACAAAAAAAAAACAUAUAUACGUUUGGGGCACUAGUGAUAAAAACAUAUAUAUACGUUUGGACCAUUUACGGGUUAAGGGUUAUUUUUGGGCCGGAGUAAACUGCGGAUGACUGAAACUGCAGAAACCAGACCCACGGAUACGAUGGUAGUACUGUACUUGCAUGUUGUUUUGAUGACUAUUUAAAGUUAUUUGUACACUUUCAUUGAUAAAUCUUAGAGAAUUGCAAAGAAUAUAUUUUGCAAUACAGAAGAUAAGGGACCGUGUACUACCAAAAGUAUGUUGCUACUGCCUCAUCGGUAAAUUACUUUAAAAUUAUACUCCUCUACACAAUUUUUUUAAAUUAGUUAAUUUAAAAAUCUUGGUAUAUAAACUUUUUGAUUAAGAAUUCCCCAGAGAAAGUUUAUUAUUUUUUAUAUGAUUCCAUGUAUAUAUUGUGAUUAAUUUUAAGUAGGACAGACUAGAAAAAAAGCUAGAUUAGAAACACAAAUGGGUCAUUAGGUUUUCAUUUAAAACCUCUUGUCUCCAUUCAUUCCUAUCUGCUUGCUCAAACAAGCCUCCUGGAUGCUCAAGUCCCUAAAUUUUAAAGCGUUUGUGCCCUUCCUUCGAAAUGUUCCUCACAUGACCCCUACUACUUUCCACUCCAGAUUUAUUCACCAUUUUUGUUGUCUUACACCUCUCCAUCCACUAAAUGGCUAAACCACCACCUCAGCAACCCCUCAUCCCUUUGAAUUAAAACAGAAAUUCUUUAUAUGAGCAUAAUGCAUCACUUAAUUUAUGGAAACAAUUUUUUUUUUUCUUAAAUAAUAUAUCAUUUGUUUAUUUGUGGGAAUAUUCAUUCCUCAGGAGGGCAAGUUAGCAGUAGGGGAAUUUUUAAAUGCUGCAAAAUUCCAGAAGUUUAUAGUUGCAGUUUUAUGUUGAUUAAAUUAGAUCUUAGUGUUUUUUACAAGGAGGUAGUGUUGAGACUGAAGCUUGUGAAUACCACCAGUGGAAUUUAUUCUAAUAGCCUCUGUAUGUGGAGUUGGCAUUAAUUUUAUUUUAAAUGUCAUAUGUUGUGUUCACACAUAGAGUAUAUGCUGCAUAGCCUAACUUUUAUAUUACUGUCUCAAUAGCUGUGCCAAGUCUUACGCAAUUCAUUAUCAUGGUUGUAAAGAGGCGGGCUGAACACAAGUAGCAUUACAUGGGAAUUCAUUACAUUUAAGGGAUAACUUAAUGUGUUCUGCCCAUACUGGGAUAAAUGGUAGCAACAAAGGUGUAUGUCACCUUUGGCGUUGUGAAAUAGCUGUAGAUAGAAGACGUUUUUGCGAGGUGGUAGUGGUUAGAGGUGUUUUGAGAUUUCAUGUCUCUAUGGAGGACAGGCUCUGACACUGUUUUGCCUUCAUAGUUUUACAUCUAACUCAAAAUUUUUAGAUGAAAAUGGAUAAUGUUUUAGAGCGUCCUGGGCCAGUAUUAAGUAGUGACUUGAUAAUGGUCCACAGUAGACUGAAACUUCUAGUUUGGGCUACAAUUUGUGGGUCAGUUGUGAAUUGUUUCACCCAUGAUAUUGUGGCUAUAUUAUAAUCCAUAUGAGAGACACUGUACUUUGGUAUAAUUACAGUUAAUGACUACUUAUUGUAUGUAAUAGUUUAUUAUUCAUUAUUUUCAAAGUUUGCAUUUUUUAGUUAGAUAUGCAGAUCAUGUAAUAUUUAAUUUGGAGACAGAUUUUACAUACAAGCCAUGCAGUUUAACUGGAUGAUAAAUGUUUUCAGUUUGAUCUUAUUUCAGAAUAUCUUUGUUAUAUAAUAAUUGAGUUCAUACAGGGUUUAUUCAUUAGUUAUUGAGCAACUUGGUACUUCUAUCUGGUCAUAAUAUUGUAUAAAAUUCUCUGUCAUUGACUUUCUUACUACUGUGUAUGUUAGAGCAUAUCCAUCUUCACCCCCAUCUCUCCAUAAAACAUUCUUCUGUUCAACAUAAAUAAGGACCCCAAAAUAGGGAAAAAAAAUCAUUGCUACAAUUAACCUACUAAAUUUGUUCAUUAGUUACCCAACACUUUUAAAUAUUAUGCUGAUACUCUUUUAGUGACAUGUUUUAGUGACAAUUUUGUGUAAGCAAUGAGAUUAUUCAACAGUUGUACUUCAUACAGUAUUCACUGGGUGAUGUUCUCUUAAUGUCAGCCCACUUCCCAUUUCCAUAAAGUGUUUUGCUGUAUAAUCAGAAUGACCAAGUGAACCUUAAUCAUGCAUCUGUAAUCCAUUUGUAUUAUUAAGAGGAUAAAUUAUCACUGUAGCUCACUAGCAUAUAAGCAGAGGAUUUUGUAACACAGAAGAUAUUCUCAACUUGUGAUGCUGAAGAUGUAAUGACUCGACUUCAGUGAUAAUAGUGGCAGCUAAUGUAGUAAAAGACCUCGGGGAUAGGGAUCCAAAACAAAGAAUAAAGAGAGGUAGAGGUGGAGAGCAGAAGAACGGAUGUGACCAGCAACCUGUCAUCACUGUGGUACCCGAGGCUAACAUUUUAUGGAGUCCACUUCUUUGUGGGGCGGGGGAGGGUGGGGUGAUAUUGAAGUCACCUUGAUGUGGGUAGGUAUGUGUUUUGUUUUAAUACUCCACCCCGCACCCUCACCCCACCCCUGUCGUCAUCCCUACCACUGGUAUGAGCUGGUCACAGGUUUAAUUGAACAAACUAUCUUCAAAUUACUUUCGGCAUUUUUAUGUAAGUAUUUUUUGUUGUUGUUUUAGUCAAGUCUUGGAGUGCUGUAACAUUUACUACGCUUUAACAUCUUUAGCUCAAAAUUCUAUCUGUUUUUAGACAUAUGAAUAUUUUAGCAUAAUACAUACGAAUUUUUGUAUUUAAGGGUUUUUAUUCUAAUAUUUUAUGCUACUUUUUUAUAAUUAAAAAAAGACAUGAAAUGUCCAACGUUACGUGAGACCUGGAAGAGAGAAAAACUUAAGAAUGACUAGCUUGUUCACUUUUUAUUAAGAAAUAUUGGCUGUCAAGGACCGGGCCGCGGGGUCAUUGACCCCUGGAACACCCUCCAGGUAUACAUCCGCAUUUAUACAGCCCUCUUUUCUAUACGAGAUAUUUACCUCUACUAUGUCAUUCCAUCAAGUAAUUAUGUAUCAGCCUGAGCUGGGAGGCUUCAGUAGGACAGUUAGAUUUAUUACCGUUAUAACCAAGCAUUAAAAACCCGCAAGGAUCUUAUAGCAAUUUGAGAUGUCUACCCUUUUGAUCAGAUCUCUCCUCCCAUUUCUCAGGCGCUGCAUAUGUUGUGUUUAGUGCGUCAUAGAUAAUACGUGAACGUAAAAAGUUUUCAUCCAGGAAGAGUAGUCACUUUCUUAUGGGUAUUACUAUUUUGGAUAGUAUAUAUGCUAAUGGAGAUGAUGAGCAUGUUAUCAUUAGUAGAUUUAUAAGACUUCGUAAACGAAAGCCGUAGGCUGCGAUUGAUCGUGAAUAAAAUUAAGCCGUAGACUGCAUUAUGUAGUAUUCUAUAUAAUGUAGCCUACGGUUUAAUGUUAUUGAUUAAAUAUUUGCAAAUAGAAAGGGCAAGUUAAUAUAAUCUACCUCGUAUAAAGCCAGUGUUAUUGACACAUCUCGCCGGCAUAAUUGGUUUAUUAACAAGUGUAUGUAACAGUAAUUCUAGCGUAUGCACACAUGAAAGAAGAUAUCGUAAGCGGCUGACUUACUAGGUUACUACUACAUGUUCGUAGCGUAUUAACAGGUAGACCAGAGUUACAGCUGGUGCCCGCCAGCCAAGUUCUGCCAUUGGUGGACCUCACUCACACGUGCAACAGUUCAAGUAUUUUGAUAAUUUUUGUCGUAUGCCCGAGCUAAAUUCUAGCACUUCGAGUGCAUUCACGUAUUUGCAAGUUUAAAUACUGUAAGUAUCUGGGGGGAUAUAUAAAGAUAUUUAAGUUGCUGCGCUAAAAUUCAUAUUAUUCUCCAGUUUUAUAGUGAAGGCAACCAGGCAGGUUGGGGGUUGGUUGCAUCUCGAGCCUCAAAACCCGAUUAGUAAUUUACAACAACCAGUGCUUCCCGGAGCUCUUGUGUGUAGGUAGGCCAUUCCUUGUGUUCUCCUGUGUACAUUGGCCAAAAAAAACAUUUUAUUUAUCUGGUGAUUCCAAAAAGUGCAUUUUAGUAAGAGCAAGUGAUAUUGAGAGGAUCUGUUAGUGGGUUAACAGAAGAGCACGACCCGGCGUGUCAUCCAAAUACCAAAGAUGUCUACAGUAUUAUUCACCAGGGGUGCCAGUUAUAUAAAGAAUUGCUGCAGCAAUGGAAUGCGCUUGAGCCACGCCCAAGCAGCAUGUAGAGAUAUACUUGAGGGUGAACUGGAAAGCAUAAGAACAGCAGGCACAUGGAAGACGGAGCGUAUCAUUACCAGCAAACAAGCCGUGAAGAUCGCCGUUCAAGGGAAGGAGUCUGGUUUGCUUAACUUCUGCUCAAAUAAUUACCUCGGUCUUUCAAGUCAUCCAGAAGUGAUUAAAGCAGGAAAGGAAGCACUAGAAAAGUAUGGAGCAGGGCUCUCCUCUGUUCGAUUCAUUUGUGGUACCCAAGACAUUCACUUGGAACUGGAAGAGAAAAUAGCAAGAUUUCAUGGUCGUGAUGACGCAAUUUUGUAUGCCUCUUGUUUUGAUGCCAAUGCAGGACUUUUUGAAAUAUUACUUACACCUGCUGAUGCUGUACUGUCAGAUGAAUUAAAUCAUGCAUCAAUAAUUGAUGGAAUUCGCCUGUGCAGAGCUCGAAAGUUCAGAUAUCAGCACAAGAAUAUGCAAGAUCUCGAGGCCAAGUUGCAAGAGUGUCAAGAUGCUCGCAUAAAACUAAUAGUAACAGAUGGGGUAUUCAGUAUGGAUGGGAAUGUGGCCCCCUUAACAGACAUUUGUGAUAUUGCUGACAGAUAUAAAGCUUUGGUAUUUGCUGAUGAAUGCCAUGCUACUGGAUUUUUUGGCACUACUGGAAGAGGAACUGAGGAAUAUUUUGGGUUACUUCCUGGCCGAGUGGACAUUAUCAACAGUACGUUGGGCAAAGCACUGGGAGGUGCUGCUGGAGGCUAUACUACAGGACCCAGAGAGCUUAUCACACUUCUCAGGCAAAGGGCAAGACCAUAUCUCUUCUCAAAUUCUGUGCCACCAGCUGUUGUGGCAUGUGCUAGCAAGGUAUUUGACCUGCUUCAUGGAAGCUCAGGGUUUGCAGAACAAGUUCAAGCCAACACUGACAGAUUUAGAUCUCAAAUGACUGAUGCUGGUUUUACUUUGUCUGGUGACAACCACCCCAUUUGUCCUGUUAUGCUGGGUGAUGCUCGUCUAGCUUCUAAUUUUGCAGACCAAAUGUUAGAGAAAGGAAUAUACGUGAUUGGCUUCAGCUACCCUGUAGUACCAAAGGGCAAAGCAAGGAUCAGAGUGCAGAUCUCGGCUUCCCAUACUUUUGAUGACAUAGACCGUACUGUUGAGGCUUUCAAGCAGGUUGGCAAGAAUCUAGGAGUCCUUGUUUAGGGGUUUUAUGGCCUACAAAGAAUAUAGGUUCCAGUACCAUAGCUGAAAACAUUAACAGCCUAUACUUGGAGAAGAAACUUGAGUAGUUUGUCUUGGACCUAGACAACCAUACCAUUCAAGGAAGGGAGGGUGCCUUAAUGCUGGUGAGGGGCUCUUGAUCCAGGAAUUUGGACCUGUUCUCCCCUUGCACCAAGCCUUAUUGCCUCCCAUUCCCUAGAUAGGGUGACCCCCAUGUGGGUUUAGUGCCUUCCCCUAAAUAUAGUCAUAACUAAGCAAGAAAAUCGGGAGAAAAGGGAGGAGGAAGAAAGAUCAGGUGAGAAAAUGUUGGAAAAUAGGUCAGGAGGUUGGUAGUAAAUCUAGAUAAAUUACACUGCAAAAGGGUGGUCCUAGUACCUAUGUCCCUCAAUGAAUUCACAAAGGAAAAUAUAAGAGCACUGAAGUAGACCUACUGAUCAAAGAAUCAAGAACAUUAGAUAGGGAAGGUGAAAGUUUUACAUUACCUUUUAUCAUCAUCCUAACCUAGCAUGGGCCAGUAUACUUAUUGCAGUGCUUUUUAUUCCUUUGAGAGCCCCUUGAGGAUUGUGGUGGAGUUAGCUAUUGUACUCCAUCCACUUCAGAUGUAAUUUAUUUUUUACUACCACCCUUCUGCUUUCUUGUGUAUCACUUGACACUAACUUUGCCCUAUUUUUAGGCCUGUCUACCUUUUCUCAUUCCCUUCUAGUUUCUCAUUCUUGGAUGUAUAUGGUGAAAACACACUAAACCAUGGGGGGUAUACACUGAGGAAACAAGGGAAUUGAGCAUGAUCCAAAGAAUGAAAGGUCUAGUACAAUUCAUCAGAUCAAGGAACCUUCCUUGAUGGGUGAUUAAUGGUCCAGCACAUCUGAAACUUUGAAAGUCUUCUAGCUAUGAGUUUUUUUUCUUGACUACUGCAAGCAGGAAGAGUCCAUUAUCAGUAACCACAUACCAUAAAAGAGGAACCUUUAUUUGUAAAACUGGUAACUAGUUAUAAAUAAAAAAAAUAAUAGUG
Messenger RNA from Cherax quadricarinatus, 6834 nucleotides. RefSeq names its product Glycine C-acetyltransferase (gene Gcat). NCBI's taxonomy places the organism in Eukaryota, Metazoa, Arthropoda, Malacostraca, Decapoda, Parastacidae. The record is from RefSeq and is a predicted model, not a curated record. Gene Ontology annotation, cellular component: mitochondrion. Gene Ontology annotation, biological process: biosynthetic process; L-threonine catabolic process. Gene Ontology annotation, molecular function: pyridoxal phosphate binding; glycine C-acetyltransferase activity.